AUGGUUUCUGGAAACCAUCCUAAUAACUUGUAUGGGAAUGGUGGUAAUGGUGAUGGUCUUGACCAGUUGGCCAAAGCUUUGAAAAAGUUGAUUGAGGAGGCUAUUGAAAAGGCUGAAAAGUCCCUCGAAGCCGAAAAAUCUAAGCUUUCUUGCCCCUUCAAAUACUCUGAUAAGGAGACUUACUGUCAGUACUACGAGAAGAAAAUUGAAGAUUCUAAAAAACGUCAAAAAUCUGAUAAUGGCAAAAAAUCUCUUAAUUUAGAAAUUCUCGAAAAGUCCCUUGAUAAGUGUAAAAAACAGCACAGUGACUAUCCCAAGUCCCAGGCUUAUAAGGACAUUGACUCCAAGUUGUCUCAGGUUGAAAAUCUUAAAAAGAGUCUUGAAGGAUUGACUAAAGAAGACAAUUGUAAAAACCUUUUAGAGAAUCUUUGUUCCGGCCUCGAAACUUUCCUAGGCUUCGACCCUAAUUCCAAAGGCUACGACGGCUCUGGGAUUGUCUACUCCGACCUGGACAGGCUGUGUGACGGGGUGAUGGGAUUUUUGAGUGGUGUUCUCAGUAACAUCCAAGGCCAUUUAGGGCAGCAUAAAGAUACUUUAGAUGAUGCAAUUACGUCACUUAAGCAAAAUAAACACGCCGGCAAAAAAGGUUUUAAUGAUGCGAUUGUGAAGGUGGUCGAAGGGGUGCGGGGGUAUAAUAAGGCAGUGGAGCAGUCUAAUACCUCCAUUAGAAAUCCAAUAAGGACACUCUUAAAAUACGUCAAGGCAGAAAAAGGUACGUUACUUGAUGGUCUUAAUGCUAUUCAGGUAUCGCAAGACGCUGCACAUGAUGCAGUUGAGCAAGCCGAGAGACAGAUGCGAGAUAAACUGACGGAAUGCCAGCAGGCAGCCGACACGUUCAACACAGCUUUUAAUCUUAAAACACAAACAGAUAUGAAUAAAUCUAUUACCGACUUGAAUGACAAAAUAGAAACUAAAGUUAGACAUUCCAUUGGCAAUGUUAAGCACGAGAGCGAGAGGCUUAGGACCUUGGCUCAGAAGGAGCGGAGUGACCUAGAUGCGACGAUUAAGGUCACGACAGAUACGCUUGAAAACCUAAGAAGUGGCGUAAGAAAGAACGUUUGUGAGCGCGUAACGACGCUAGUGUCAAAUUUGAAAAACAUUGUUACAUUGAUUUUGAAGGAACUCAGAGCAAUGAAUUUGCAACUUGAAUGGUUGGUGAAGGAACUAAAGCAGUGGAUGGAGGAGGCGAAAAAAAUCAUCAAGGAAACAUUACGCAAACAAGUGGAAGAAAUUAGAAGAGAAAUCGAUGAGGAUGCGGGAAGCAAAAAUCCCAACCAUAAAAAGAGUCUGCUUGCUGAAAUUACGAAACUUGAGAAGGCACUCGGCACCAAAGUUAGCGAGUUGGAUGAGUGGAAAGCAGCGGGCACGGAGGCUGUUAGAUUGGCGCAGAAGAAGUGUAAUGAGGUUGUCAAGAAGUUGAAUGGAGAUGACCAGAAACAACCCGGUGAUAAAGGAGCCGUUAAACAGGCGGCGAAAGUAUUGCAAGAUAAAGCUGAUCAGCUGCGGCAGAAGGCGUUUGAUGCUAAGCAGCAAGUUGAGGCUUUGGUGGUACAGGCUAUCGGUGCUGUAAAAGUAAUGGACGGGGUGCUUAAAGAGGAAUUGGCGGCAGUGAAAAGCCAUAUUAAGACGAAGCUGUUGGAUUACAUCAAGACUAAGUUGCCAGAACAUAUAAAAACGGCACUCCUGAAGCAUACUGAUAAGAUAGCAAAAGAUGAAACGAGCCUUCUUGGCGCAGUGGUAGCAAACGUAACGGCAUACGCAACUGGUUUCAAAGAUCUAUUUGAAAAAUAUAUUAAGGAAAUGGUUACGAAAAUUGUAAAUGAAAAAAAUGGAACGGCGGAAACCUACAUUGACUUUUAUGUUGGAGAGAACGUGACUACACAUAGGCAGCUGAAUGCAAAAAGCGUCAAAGAAGCCAUCAGAGAUUAUAUUCCAAGUUAUGUUAAGCAAUUGGUUACGGAGGCUGCUACGGAAUCAGGGAUACACGGCAUUACAGAUCUGGACCAGCUGACUGACAAAUUCCAGAGUUUUGUAACGAAGAUGGAGCUGAAAAUUCCGCAGGCAAUGAGUAUUGAGACAACCGUUACAGCCAUUGAGGCUGACUUGCAAUCAAAACAAAAACUUACUAAGCCUAAUACAGGAAAGCAGCAAUAUCUAAAGACGGCUCUUGAAAUCAUCAUUCCUGCGGUAAAUGCGCUUGCUCAAGAUCUAUCAAAAGAAAUUUAUAACAUUCUUAAAACGUGUCAGAUUCGUAACUUGAAGACGGCUAUGGAUGAGAUUAAAGGCCUUGGAAGAAUUCUUGAAGAGAAGCUUAAAGAUACUACGGGUCCCAACCCACUAUCAAUUCAGGCUACUGAGAGAAUUAAGACGAUUUUGGAUGGACAAUUGCCAGAAGCGAGCGGUUCUGUGGAUGUUAAUACAGCAUCUACACUGAUAACUUACCGUACUCACGUCAGUACGGCAUUUGGUGAAACAACCGGUAAACUUCCUUCAGCGAUCAACAAUAUCCAGAAGCAAGGACUUGCAUCGCUCGCAGAGCUGGUUAAUGAACCUGGCAAUGAUGACACAAUAGGCACUCAGACUUUUAACAAAUCGCGCGCCACCGUCGACACCAGCCUCACCGCCUUCACCGACAAAGUCAAGGACCUUGUUGACAAGAGUCCGAAGUCAGACACCGACAGUGUCCACGCUUACCUGUUAGAGCUCGACAAGAUGCUUGGCAAAGAUCCUGUUUCCCUCACUGCCGCUGACAUGAAUACUCACACCGACGUCAAAGGCCUCGUGACGAUCAAGGAAGAAAUUCAGAAGCUGAAAGACACAAAUAUCACAGACGUUAGGGACUACCUCAAGUUUAUGUGCGGUUAUGUUAGGAACCACGCGAAAGACAUCGAUUCGCAAUUAGAUAAUCUCGCAGAUAAUCUUAUUGACAAGCAGCUUAAAGAUCUUCAUGACCAACUUAACACCCUACAAAGCAAGACACUGGAUAAAAUCAUCAAAGCCACCGAGACGUUUAUCAACACCGACACGAAAGUGCUACAACAAAAGUGCAUUGACGAGCUCUAUGAAUACCUGGAUAGACAGGUGGGAGAUGUUAAGCAACAACUCUCCACCCACGCCCGCAGGCAGUACGUUAGCUCAAUAGACGCAUUGCUCAGGGCAUUCGCCAAGAAGACCGAGAGCGAAUUAAAACCGCUACUUAUCGAGGUUAACAGCGACUUGAAUAUCGGACUCAAGGGGUUCAUGAAGAAAUUCGAUGAGAAGUUCGUCGGCAGCAUUGAAGCGAUCGGCGCCAUUGACGCUACGUCGUUCACUGUGCAGGGAUUGCGGAAAAUCUACCCGCUGAGCCAGGCGGCCAAUAAAUUUAAUACCUGCCUCAAAGAUUCGUUCGAAUAUCUAGAGAAGCAAAAGGAUCUCACCUCCGACUUAAAGCAGAUCGACCCAUCCAAGGAAGCCCUCCGCAAAUUGCUCGCCAAACUCGUGCAAUCGCAACACUUCGACCACGAGUUUUGUAACAAUUUAGAUGCUCUUACUGACGAAUUAAAUAAGUUGACGCCUGGUAAAUUCGGCCAACCCAACACGGUGCUCUCGCAGGCGUUCAAGGAGGGGUUCGCUGACCUGGCGUCGGUGCUGGGAAAGGCGUACGUUAAUAGGUAUUCGGGGAAAACGUUUGAUGAGCUGGUCCAAAAUGCUGACACCGAUAAAGCUGUGUUAACGACCGAAGGCCGAAACGUCGCCAAAGCCUUCCUCACCCUGCUUGAGAUGCUAGUUGGAGACCUAAAGACGCUGAGAGAGAAAUGUGAAGCACAAUGGAACGGCAAACAAAUACAUCGUAUUAGCGGUCUUGGUUCGUUUUUAAUCGGUUGUGGUUACAAAGUGGCUACCAAAGAUAAUUCUCAAGAUGGCGAGUUGAGGCGUCAUGAAGACAUGAUAGGCAACCAUAUACUGAAUAACCUAAAAAGGAAACUUCAAAACACGGAUAAUAUUAAGAAACACUUUAAGAUAUGUGGAUCAAUUGAAGAGGACGAAAACGGUAAAAAGAAGAAAGGUAAAAGCAUCAACGUGCUCAACGUUCUCAAGUGCCUCCAUCACCACCUGGAAACGUAUUACACUGUUGGUCACAUGGCGACUUUCACUGCCAAACGCAUUCCAUGUUCCGUGUACGAGAUGCUCGUUUGGUGCGCUGGUUUACUGUAUAACCCCGUGAACCCAGUAAUGCAGCACGCAACAAUCACUGAGCUGUUUGAUGAUCCAGCGAAGCAAAACGCCGAGGACGAGAUCAUUAUAACGCAAGUUGACAAAAACUUCAUUGAUGCAGCGCCUCACGCCAUAAACUAUCAAGGCAUCGUCUCGUCGCUUGACGAUCUGUGCGCGCAAUCCUACGACGUCUUGACCAGAGUCCUGGGCACCGGAGACGCAGAGACCACGUACGCCAGCGACUAUUGCAACAACUCGCAUAAUUUCUAUUAUCCGCAGAAAGGCGACGAUUGCCUCGACAUGUUGCUCGACAUAUUACGCAGGAUGUUCCCGCCGCUGAAAUUCCUGAUGCACCAGUGCAGUUACCCGACGGGUAUCCAUGGCUGGUCGAGCUGCCAGUACGGCAAGACUGUGUCAUCAGCUAAGUGGCCAUGUAAGGGGCAUCCAAAAGACAAACCAAAUGACCAACCAAAUGAUGAACCAACGUGCCAACCAAAAUCACCACUUCAGUCCUACCUAAAUGACUCUCUACCCGGCUGGUUACCGCAUUCCCUAAGUGGCAUCGGGUGCAGGCCCAAAUGCGCUAAUUGUCCAGGCAAUAAACCCGGGAUGCAGUGCCUGACGCCGCUUGGAUUUAGAGGCUUUUCUGGGACAACGAGGACAGGCAGAGACAUAUGCGACGUGCUGGAAAAAUACUUUACCAACACGUAUCAUACAUCGCUAUUCAGUCUCGUGCCCAGGCCACCCUCAACGCUUGCGGAGCAUCAGAGCUUUGUGUUGUCGCUAAUGAGGGGUAUUAAUGCUGAUAAACCUAAGCAAAUUCCGGACAUCAAAACAUUGAGUGCAGCAUUUGAAUCAUCCAUUUCCAAGCUCACUAUCGAGCUGUAUAAGAACGCCGAUACGCUGACCACUGCACUCGAGGACGCUUACGGUAGCAAUCAACAAAAGCAUGAUUCCAAGAAGCAUGAAACUGUACCCGUUAAGGACAGUAAAGAAGACGUUAAGAAGGGCGAUUUGUCUAGUCUGUCCAUGACUACAACAUGUAGCGGUCAGAAGUGUGCGCCGUACCUCUCAUCGCUUGCCUCCGACAGCUAUUACUACAUGACCAACAAAAAUACUGACACCUACCUCUCAUGGGUAACAUACUUACCGUGGACGUUUUGGAACCUGCUUAACAGUUUGUACAACUCUUUCUGUGCUAUCAAUUGCCAAGAUUGGGGAUGUCGCGGUUGCUUGCGGGGCGACGUAUGUAAGAAGGGAGCUCACGGUGUUGUUGAUAAGGUCAAACCAAACGCUGUUUGCAGAUGCGAUUCGAUUGUCCAAUGCAAGGGUGUCUCCGCAACGUUGUACCAAUACGGUUUAUGCUUCGGUGAACCUUUCACUCUGAAUGAGGGUACGACGCUGAAGAAAUGCUCCGACUUCUGCACUCAACUUAGCAACGUUCUCAACUCGACCUACUUCAGUAAGCUUUUCGAAAAGUGCGAUGAAUUCAUUUUCGCCAUCAGGCAGCCGUUUAUAUGGAUGAACGUCGCACUUUGGUCACUAUCCCUCUUCUACCUUCUUUGCGUAAUGGUUGGCAGACUGGAUGUGCUCCACAUACGCUCACAUCUGAGGAUACCGUCAUCGCACAAGAUUACAGCGCAAUCAUUGUUGGCUGCAGCGCAAGUCGGAAGGCUUGCCAAGAUAUCGUAUCUACAACCGUAA
Messenger RNA from Babesia bigemina, 5958 nucleotides. RefSeq lists its product as hypothetical. NCBI's taxonomy places the organism in Eukaryota, Apicomplexa, Aconoidasida, Piroplasmida, Babesiidae. Bases 1 to 5958 code for a protein of 1985 amino acids. The transcript has 2 exons. The record is from RefSeq and is a predicted model, not a curated record.